Messenger RNA from Aspergillus oryzae RIB40, 1185 nucleotides. RefSeq lists its product as uncharacterized. The coding region runs from base 1 to 1185 and encodes 394 amino acids. The transcript has a single exon. The record is from RefSeq and is a predicted model, not a curated record. Lineage: Eukaryota; Fungi; Ascomycota; Eurotiomycetes; Eurotiales; Aspergillaceae.
AUGGAAAAAUCGGAGAUCCUUGUCCACAUCUCAGCGCCGUGCGGGGUGAGCGACGACGCCCACUACCGUGCUCAAGUUGAAGCUAUUCUCGGCUUCCAGAGUACCUCACGCCAAGUUCUAACUUUGAAACCAGACGACAAUAAUAAUGGCCAUGAUUAUACUAUCUCUACCGCUACUAGCGACGGACUAUCCCGGCCCCAGUUACCAUCCAACAACCCGCCACUCCAGGGCCCCGUAGUUCCCACUAAUGAUACCUCCAACAAUCCGGCUAUCAUAAUCUCUAAUAAAACCAUCGAGUACGAGGAGCGUGAGCUGUCUAAUGGGCAAUCACAUGAUUCUUCCCCGAAAGACUACCUCGAUACUCCAGUGAGUGUCAUUCCGGAUUCUCAAGCCGGAAGGCCACCUUCGGACACCGCCAACCUGCAGGAUGUCGACCAUCAGCUAUCUACCAUUCGAGCUCCGAGUUUCCCAUGCUCUGCAGAUUCAAUUCGUGCAAAGCGAUAUCAAACACAUUCGCCGCCGCUAAGAAGUGGUCGAAAGAAACUGCGUCAUAGCCCGUGCAGAAACGACAAAGCUAAUGGCACUCAGAUCAGAGAUCCCGCUGUCCAAUCCACAGCUUUGUCGACAUUCGUUAGCACAAGCUUUCCUGUGGAAAUCAGACCUCCGCUACCUCCCGUAUCAAAAGAAAAGUUCACAACACAUAUUACGCCAACUCUAGAAAUGCUAGCCGCUCGUCUGAAGAGCCGGACAUACCGACCUCUCGAACAAAUUAGAGAGCUAGACAAAUUAGAAAGAGGACAUUGGUAUCUCCGCAUUAACGUCGUGGAGGCGGAGGCGCAUGACCCCACUAUCCCCUGGCAGCAAAGCAAUGGAGCUUGCAUCUGGGACCUGUCCACGUUCUGUCGCUUCUGGUCAUUCUUAUCGGAAUUCAUUAAAGAAGGCCGUGCAGGCUGGGGAGUAUGGUGCAUAUUAGAAGAUUUGCUGAGUGCCCAACUACCACACAAUAGCCAGGAGUCAGCGCUACGGGAAAUGGAUAUCCGUCAGCUGACUCUCAAAACCUAUGCGUGGGGCGAAAUAGCCUCCCAUAUAUAUCUCCUCCUGUUCCUGGCUAGCGAGCGUCGAAUUCGCAAGAUGGGCGCUCAGUGGCGGGAUAGUCGGGACGACGUAGUUAUCCAGAUGCCUUGA